AUGCUUUCUGAAGUUCGCGGUGCAGUCGCGGAGGUUCAGAAAGAAGCAAAAAACGCCAUCAGGACACCCUGCUACAGUCACAAGCUGAAUAAUUCCAUUUCACGCAGUUCAAAAGUGCCCACUAUCCGAGAUGCUGUAGCAGUUAUAAAGGAAAUAGUUUCCUUUUUCAAGGCCCAUCCAAAGAGGAAGACUGUUCUCUUGAGCACCUUGGGAUGUGCCCUGACAUCCUUAUGUGAGACUCGGUGGGUGGAGAGACACAAGGCUGUGCUUCAGUUCUCUGUCGACCUCCCGAAGGUAGUUGAGACCUUAGAAAAAAUACCAGGAUGGCGUAAUCCAAGCACAGCUGGCAAGGCUACUUCAUUAGUGACAGCAGUUUGUAACGCCCAAUUUAUAGUGGCUAUAUUGUGCCUCAGCGAUAUACUGUCCUUAACUCACUCUUUGAGUAAAUUGUUGCAAAAGAAAGCCCUUGAUAUUCAUGAAACGAAAUGUUCCGGUCAAAUAAAUCGGCCACCAGAGUUCCUAAUCGGAGGAGACAUGGAAAACUUCUCCUUGUCAGAAGACACUGCAGUUGGAUCAUCAGUCUACACGCUAAGGGCAAGAGAUCCAGAUAACGGACGAGUCCAUUACUACAUCAGCGGGGAUUCUUUCACGGUAGAGAGGGACACAGGAGUGGUCAGACUCAUCCGGCAGCUUGACAGAGAGAAGGAGGAGACGGCAGAUGUCAUCAUCAGCAUCACCGAUGACAGAGUGGGAUCAGCUCCACCAAAUACCAUAUCCAUCAAGAGGGAAAUCAUUGUUUUGGACGAAAAUGACAACCCGCCAAAAUUUCAAAAUAUGCCAUAUUCAUUUUCUUUGGACGAAGUAACACCAAUUGGAUCUAUUGUAUAUCAAGACAUCAUUGUUACAGAUGCAGAUAUUAACAUGAAUGCUGAAAUUAAACUGUCCUGUCUGAGUGAAAAAACUCCAACAGCCUGCCAGAAGUUUGAAGUUCGUGAGAUCGCGGUAAGCAGCGGCAGAGUCAGAGGAGAAAUCAUUCUGAGCGAGCCUUUAGAUUAUGAAGAUCAGUCAUCUUACACCAUGGCUAUAGCCGCUAUGGAUAUGGCAGAGAAGCGUAGUUUAAAAUCGACAACAAACGUUCUUAUUAAAGUUAAGGACAUUCAGGACCACGCACCAGUUUUCCAAAAUGCUCCUUUUACUGCAACUGUCAUGGAAAACAGUGAGCAGGGAACAUCUGUUUUAAACUUGGCUGUGCGAGAUGGAGAUUCAGGAGACCCUAGAGAUCUUAUGUUAGUGAUUCAAGAUGAUGAUAAAGAGUAUUUUCAGUUGGGACCGAUUUCUAGUGAUAGCCGUAAGAUUUUUACAACAACUUUACAAACGAACUUCCCAAUCGAUAGAGAAGAUCCUGCUAUUCUUGAAAAUGGCGGACUGUAUGUUUUCCGGAUAAAAGCUGUGGAGUUGGUGGAUGGACUUCCUGUGGGUGAUUCAUCUACCACCAAUAUCACGAUAGUAGUUGGAGACGUGAAUGAUCAGAAACCAACCUUUAAUGAACGGAAUUUCAAUGUUACUAUAGGUGAAGACAUUGGGACCAAUACUCCGCUUCCUGGACUAAAUAUAGUUGUUACAGAUCUGGAUGUUGGUGACAACGCAAAGUUUUCCCUCAUUUUGGAAAAUGUCCUGAACUCGGAUGGAAUGUUCGCCGUUUUCCCAACUGUUGCAAUCGGCAGGACUCCUGUCAUCAUACGAAUCGCAGAUGCAAGUAGCUUGGAUUAUGAAAAUCCCGAGAAAAGAAUGUUCAUUUUUAAUGUGAAAGCUGUGCAAGAUGGAUUUGACAGCGAUUCAGCAACCGUCACCGUUAUCCUCACCGAUUCCAAUGACAAUGCACCCAUGUUCGACAGAGAUCAGUACACUCUAAGGGUGCCUGAGAAUAUCGUUCCUGGUACCGAUAUAGUUACUCUCACUGCUAUUGACUCUGACAGUGGCAUCUUUGGAAAAGUGAAAUAUGCUCUAAAAGGAUUUGGAUCAGACAAGUUUGAAGUUGUUCCUGAUACGGGUGAAAUCAAGGUGUCGGACUGUGCUGAUGUCACUUGCCUGGACUACGAAUCGCAAAAGAGUUAUUCUUUGACGUACGAGGCUCAAGAUGGCGGCGGAAAAGUGACCACUGUCAGUAUUUUCGUGGAAGUAUCGGACAUCAAUGACAAUGCUCCUCAGUUUACCAAGGAUGUCUACACACACGAAGUGCUCGAAAAUAUUGGGAAACUCUUACCUCCGCUUUUUAUUAAGGCAACGGAUUCCGACGGACCAACUCAAGGAAAUGGUAAAGUGGCUUACAACAUUGCAGCUGUCGAUAUGGAGGACCAGUUUGCCAUCGGAAUAGACUCCAUGACUGGUGAAGUGUCCCUUCGUCGACCUCUCAAACAUUCUGAGACGAUGAAUGGCAAUGGACUAGUUACUGUCACCAUCCAGGCCACGGAUGGUGGAUUUCCCCCGCUUUCUUCUACAGCAAAACUAGUCCUAAAAGUUAAAAAAGAAAACGAUGGAGCUCCAGAAUUUAUACAUUUGCCUUAUCGAGCACAUGUAAAGGAAAACGCCGUUGGAGGAACUAGCGUCAUAAAAAUCGUAGCAUCAGAUCCAGACGGCCCCGAUUCUGGCAUCAACUAUUUCAUACACAGCGGUGCGAAAGACAACUUCAUCCUGAAUCAAAAGUCUGGUUUGAUCAGUGUUGCUUCUGGAGCUGAUCUGGACAGAGAUCUUUAUGGCACAGAAUAUCAAAUCACGGUCCAAGCAGUUGACUCUGGAAUUCCAGUACAACAAACAGCUACUGGGACAGUAUCUAUUUUUAUCGAAGACGUGAAUAACAAGCCACCAACGUUUGAUCAAGACACUUAUGUGGAGUAUGUUCCAGAAAGCACCGGUAUUGGAGAAGUUGUCUUGACUGUAUCCGCUAGUGAUCCUGAUGAAGAUUCUAAACUUCGCUAUUCCAUUUCGGAACCAAUCAUAGCAAGAGACAAAACUGGAUCCGUGGUGACGUCAUCAUCAUACAAUUAUAAGACUGCUUUUCGAAUAGAUGGAACUUCGGGGAAAAUUAUGGUCAAUCAACCUUUGGAAUAUAACUCCGCAUCCGUCAUAAUAUUGACUGUGCAAGCAGUGGACUUAAAUGCCGUUGAUGUGACUUUCGGCAAACAACAGAAGACGUCAGUUGAAGUGACUUUAUACAUCCGUGCUCACGGAGAAAUGAACCCCGUCUUCUCUCCUCCGUGGACCCUAGCCCAUCCUGUCAUCGAGAUCACGGUGCCGGAAGAGACACUGAUCGGCUCCACCCUGCUCACGCUCUCUGCGAGGGACCCUCUCACUCACUCAAGCGUCACGCAUUUCGAGAAGAUUUCCGGAUCCGAUCCAGAUAACUACGUUUCUGUCAGUCCGGUGUCGGGUGUAGUUGCACUAAAUCGGCGUCUAGACUUCGAAGAACUGCCUUUGAAGCAUGUCAGUUUUCGAGUUAAAGCUCUCAUUGGUGAAUCAAAGAACCAAAGAUUCAGUGAAGCUGUGGUGAAAAUAAACGUUCAAGACAUCAAUGAUAAUAGUCCUGUAUUUUCACAAAAUUCAUAUACAACAAGCAUUUCGGAAUCAGCUCAGUAUCCACAAAGCAUACUGACAGUAAUAGCUUCUGACAAAGACAGCCAAGAUGGAUUCGGUACUGUCAAAUAUUCCUUAUCCGGUGAUGGAAGCGACGUUUUUGAUAUUGAUGAAACAUCAGGGACAAUCUCAGUCAAAGAAAAUGUAACUCUGGACCGAGAAAAGCAGAGCAUUUACAACUUACAAGUGACAGCUACUGACAAUCCCAGAGGUGGAGCGAACCAGAGAAGAACAUCUAUCAUAGUUGCUAUAAAAAUUCUCGACGAAAAUGAUAACGCACCCAAGUUCAUCCAAGAAAUAUACACAACAGUCAUUCCCGAAAAUGUGCCUACGGAUUUCAGUAUUGUCACUGUCAGGGCCAUGGACGUAGACAAUGGGAGGAAUGGCGAAGUACAAUACAUCAUUCAAGAAGAUUUGGACAGGCAAUCUAUAAGUUUUUUUGCCGUGGAUUCUGAAACAGGAGUUGUGACCGUUGUUCGACCUCUAUCAGGGAAAGGUCGGAGCGAGCCAUACACGGUGAAAAUCCAAGCAAUGGACAAAGGCAAUCCACCUCUCAGCUCCAUAUGCCACCUGCUAAUCGUUGUAGGCGAUAUAUCUACGAAUGACGGAGUCCCCCAGUUCAUCCGCCCAACAGCUGGAGAAGUGGCCUAUAUACAUGAGAAUGUUACUGUAGGAACGGAAGUAUUCCAAGUUGUUGCUUUUGAUCCAGAUAAUUCGAACACCGCAAAUGGUAAAGUCGCUUAUAAACUUCUGGAUGAUCAAAGCUCAGAAGAUUAUGAUUACGAAUUUACCAUCGACGCAGCAACAGGAAUCAUAAGUACUCAAGCACUUCUAGAUCGAGAAAGAAAGGAAAAUUACACGAUGAUUGUCGUUGCUCAUGAUUUCGGAUUUCCACCGCAAGAAGCUCAUAGAGUGUUGAGAAUAUUCAUCUUGGACGUAGAUGACAGCGAGCCACAGUUUGUACGCCCCCUAAAAUCACAGCCAAUUGAAAUAUUACUAAAGGAAGAAGAACCUGUCGGUACUGUAGCAGGAGUUGUGAAAGCCGUUGACAAUGAUACAGGAAUCAAUUCAAUCAUUGACUACUACAUACUCAAUGGAAAUGAUGAUGGAAUCUUCGGCAUCAGAAGAUCUAUGGAUAAUGCUGGAGAACUGAUUGUCCAAAAGCGUAUUGAUAGAGAAAACGUGACGAAAUUCACGCUCACUAUCAAAGUAUGUAAGCCGUCAGAGCCGGUUACCGAGUACGGUGAGCCCUAUAACUAUCAAGAUCUAUCUCAAAUUCAGAUCACCAUUCUUGUGGAAGAUAUAGAUGACAAUUCACCUGCAUUUGAAACCUCCAAUUAUGUGUUAGGUGCCAGGGGUAAUACGGAAGUCGAUUCCGAGCUUGUUACCCUCCAUGCAUCAGACCCGGAUGCAUCUUCUAGUCCAAUUACAUAUAGUCUUCAAAAUGUGCUGUUUAUCAGAUCAUCUACUCAAGAGCAGAUUGAGAUGCUGGAUGUGUUCCAUGUCAAUCCACAGUCUGGAGCAUUAAGUAACAAUGAACCUCUUGGAAAAUACGUUGGAGGAUUUUUCCAAAUUUCAGUGGCAGCUAGUAGUUCUACUGAUAUUCGCAGUGUAGCCGUAGCUGAAGUUAAAGUGUAUAUACUUCAAGACAGAGACCUGUUGAAAUUCGUAUUUUACAAAAGACCUAGUGAAGUGCGAGAAAUUAUUCCAAGGUUCCAAAAAGAUUUAAAACUUGCCGUUGCUCAACCAGUGUCACUGAACAUUUAUGACACAAAUUUUUAUUCAAGAAAUGACGGAAGUUUGGAUUUUGAAAGCACAAGUUCUUGCUUCCAGCUCUUGGAAAAUGAUAUCAUUAUAGAGCCAAAGAAAGUGAUGAAAAUACUAAAUCAAGCCAAAUCAUCAACCAUCAGGGAUUUAUAUUCGAACUACAGUGUCGUUGCCAUAGAGAAUUGUGCUUCAAGCCGAGAAGCGUAUAAGAUAUUGUGGAGCGAAAUUUUUGUUCUUGUGAUCGCACUCAUCAUUGCCCUUUGUUCAUUCGUCUUAUGCAUCGUCAUUUGUGCUAUGUAUUCAAGUUACAGCAAAAAGAUAAAGAGGACGACCUAUUUUCACAGUGUAUAUAUGACAGAAAAUGGGGGACACCCACCGAUUUUAAGCCCAGCAGAGCAACAGAGAAUAUAUGAAUGGCAAGAAAUGAAUGCACCACUUGCUGAUGCAGCUUCUUUCAGAAGUUACCCAACGCUCAGAUGAUCGCCUAAAACUGCCUUCAACAAAAUAGUUCAAGCGGGUAACUUGACAAAGAGAAGAACUUUAUUGAAACUUAGGGAGUAUCAACUUUGAUCUAUUUUAGGAAUUCUACACUUUUAAAACGCAGGAAAUGUUCAGGAAGGCUGUCCUUGGUCUUCGUUCGAGUGAAGAAUAAGUUAUUUUUUGUGUCGAACUUUCAGACGGUGAAGAUUUGUACAGAGACAGUUCGAUUUGUAUAUUUCAACUAAUUUAUUAAAAAAAUAAAACAAA
Molecule: messenger RNA, 6144 nt
Organism: Uloborus diversus
Lineage: Eukaryota; Metazoa; Arthropoda; Arachnida; Araneae; Uloboridae
Product: cadherin-23-like
Biological process (GO): homophilic cell-cell adhesion
Cellular component (GO): plasma membrane; catenin complex
Molecular function (GO): calcium ion binding; cadherin binding
Source: RefSeq, a predicted model, not a curated record